CAGCAGAUAUGUGUACAAUAUAGAUUGUUUUAAGGAAAUGCAUGUCUGUGGUUUCUACAAUCAAAAAAAACAAAACACCUAAGCAUUACAAAUUUAAAUUGGACAAUAACAAUGCUGCAGGGUGAGCUAAAUAUUUGCAAGUUAAGUUCAAUGAAUAGCUAAUUGCACAAAAUUAUAAUUAUAUGACAUUAGAAGUUUCCAUUGUAUACUUUAUAACUCGUGGUGUAGGUUAUUUUUCUUUCACCAGCAAGUCUUUGCAAAAUCAAAGGAUUUAUUUGCUAUUUUUAGAAUUUGAUGUUUUUGCUCCAAAACAAAAUUGUCUGCGGCGGCUCGUCUGUGCUAGUCUAUGCAAGCCACGACUGAUAACAUUUCCUGUCUUACUUUUUGUCCAGUAGGCACCAAGCUGCUAUAACACAGCCUGGCAUGCAGACUGGGCUUUUAUAAUGAGUAUUUAUUCCCUCGCGUACAUUGUACUCAGGUUCCAGUCUAAAUAGUAUCCCUUUCCCUGUAUGUAUGCUGUUGGUUCUUUUGCAGCUGCUUCAUCUAAAACCCAGGCCUCUCCUGGCUGCAAUAAACCACCUCAGUCCUUUCAGAGAGGUUUCCCCCUUUAACUCGCUUUGUUUCCAAACCGGUGAUGGACGUGGCAGCAUUCUUUUACAUCCCUGUUGCAAUAGUUUCAAAUGGAUGUGUUGAAGUUGGGGAAUAAAGCGCACAGUGCUCAGGGGAGGAGUGAGAGGAAGCAGGAAACUCAAAAGCUUGGCUGUGACCACCAUGCCAUGGUUGAUCAGCUCCAUUACAGCACUAUAGAGCCAGAGUUUGGCCCCUAGCAGUCUUUGCUUUACCCCCAGACUGCUGGGUGGCACUGAUCCAUCGACUCCAAAAUAAGACGAUUACAGAUCUACGCUGCACUGGGUAGAGAAGUAGUCUGUAGCUGUGUUGUAAAAUAUUGUGGUUACUUUGUGGUGAUGACUGGAAGCUGUAGGAGGCUGGCAGUUCUAGAUAAAUGACUAUCCUGUAGGUCUUGCACUUAAAAACAAAACAAGUCACACUGAUAUGCUAGUUUACGCAAGAAGAGCAUCGAAUGGGCCGUGCCGCUGUUGCAAUGUUUUUGAAGAUGACAAGGCAAAGUCACAAAUAAAGAUGUUAAUAUUUUUAUAAUUAUGAGGUUUGGUGGAUAGGAAUUUAAUGCAAACUUGACUCAGUGUGAGGACUUUCAUUGAAAGACUACGUUUAACAGGAAAAAAGACGAACUUCCUGUUGAGACUUCAUAGAAUGAGCCUGUGGUAUGUUGAGUGGUGAGUUGAGUAAUUUCGUUUUCAUGUCUGUGUUGAGUUGUACAUCAUAGGCUUUGGUGGAGAGUAACAUUUGAGUAGCCUAUUUACAUUUUCAGCUACUUCACUUGUACUUCACUACUUUUCAGAAGUAAAGUGUCUGAUCCACUUCAUUUAUUUGGCAUCUUUACUGACCAUUCAGAAUGAUAAUACAAAUAUAUAUAAAUGAUUAAAUGAACCCGUGGUGAAAUUCACUAGCUACCCAACAGUGUGUAUAGUACAAGAUUAACCUCUCUUUUACCAGCUGUAAUAUACAGGUUACAGGUUAUAAUUGAAGUAGAAUAUAAUACAAUAUAAAUGAAUGCUGUGAUAUUAGUUAUGUUAAGCUAAGUAGAUCAUUUGAAACACAGGCCAACAUACAAGUUUGUAGGCCUAUGCCAAAAAAAAAGUCAUAUAAAACCAUUCUCUGAUAUGGUCUGUUGGCAGCAUGUGAAUACUAACAAACUACAUUUUGAGACCAUAUACUUUUAUAAAUAGAACCUUGAAUGCAGGACUUUCACUUGUAAAAGUAAAGCACUACACUUUGGUAUUUAUACUUUUACUUAAGUAAACCACCUAAAUACCUCCACCUCUGAUUGUAGGCUACAAUUGGGUAUUUUACUACAUCUACCAAGUCAUUAUUGUAGUAGAAUACUAGUUUCUAUAGCAUCUCAUUGUGGGAUUUUACACAAUCGUAUCAGUUGUUGUAGAAUAAAUCAAUAGGGGUUUAUGUUGACACAAUUGGUUACGUUGAGUAGAUCGUUUGGAAUAAAGACCAACACACACGUUUCAUGGUAAUCAAUAAACUUGGGAUAAUCUUCAGAGGGAUUUAUACUUUGAAGCAGAGCUAAGGGGUUAUAAAACUAAUAGGAAGACUAUAAUGGACUAUGUAAAAGAAAGGGGCGGAGCACCGUAUAAGCAGCGCUGCCUGCCUGUCUGCUCUGCCCGGUUAUCUGAGGGUUGUGAAGGCGGCAGCAGAUGCGUCUCCAUGCUGCUUUAAGUCCGCUAAGAAGCCACUAGUCCAAUUAACUGAGGGGUGGCGGACAUAAACGCAUGCAGGCUAUUCAACUCUCCAACGACGAUGGAUAUGAGCGCCUCUCCGGCACAUGACGACUUGAAACGACUGACUGCCAUAACAAAACAAGUUGGACCAGAAACGACUCAGUAUUUUCAGUGAUGUACUUUGAGCGGUGGUAGUCUCGGUUUCUGGGCUCAAACAUUAAGCCUUUAUAAGCUCCUGCAGAGUUGUGUUGUAAGGCCUGCGUCACACGGAGUUUCCUCGCUGUUUGUGGAGCAGUCUCGGUAACAUGGAAACAUACGCUGAUGUGCUGCUUGUCACCGCAAAUGUCGGCUCACUCUUUGACAAUCUUGGUGAAAUUCAAAAUGAAUGGUUGCGAGAAUUGUAUAAGACGAUCCACAGCCACAAGCCGCAGUUCAUCGCCCUGCACUUCCAGGAGGUGGGAGGGAAGGACUACAUGGCCAACAUGGGACACGCCGAGAACUUCUUUUGGAUCAUUGAAUCGAGCGAGGAAAUGAAAGACUAUGACAGGGUCUGCAUCUAUGUUGACAACCAGUUCCAAACAGAAGACAGUUUCACGGCUUUGGGCAGCAUGUACUUCAUCCACAAGACACUGAAAAACAUCCAACAGUAUGAUUUUAAUGUUAAGGAUUUCAAAGCAGUGUCGGGACAGAGCAAGCACGUGGGCUCUCUGGACGGGGUCAGCACAGUGGAGAAAGAAAAAUUCCCAAAGAAUUUCUGGCCUGAUUUCAAGUGGUCCAGGAAGGGCUUCAUGAGGACCCGCUGGAUCAUACACAACCAAGGUCUGGACCUGGUUAAUGUCCACCUGUUCCACGAUGCCUCCAACCUCAUUGCCUGCAAAUCCAGUCCCUCCAUUUACUCGGCCAACCGCAAAAACGCUCUCAGAUAUGUCAUCAACAGGAUAUCAGACAGCCGGUACACUCCUCUGCCUUUCUUCCUGUUUGGAGAUUUUAACUUCCGUCUGGAUGCACUUAGUCUGGUGCAGUAUCUUUCCACUUCAGCAGAUGUGCAAACAGUGAAGAAGGACAGCAGUAACGAAGUAGAGAAGAUCAUCUGCGAAGAAAAAGACAACGACCACCAGGUGCUGCUCCACAUUGAGGACAAGCUGUUUGCCUACCUGCACCAGGCGGUUUUCAGGGAGGACAACGGCAGAGCGCUCUUGAAGUAUGACAAAGAAGUCUCAGUCUUUCAUGAUGUUAUUCGGGAAGAGGACAUCGAGUUUCCACCCAGCUACCCAUACAGUGAAGAGUACACUAAACCGACCCGGUACAUGAACACUCGCUGCCCGGCCUGGUGUGAUCGCAUCCUCCUGUCACACACUGCCCAGGAAUUCAUCCACAGGGGAGAUGACGGAGACAAGAGCCUCGUUUACGACACAGUGGGUCCUAAUGUCUGUAUGGGAGACCAUAAGCCGGUUUUCUUGUUCUUCUCACUGAAGACGAAUGACCAUUGACUGCGAUCCUUCUCAAUGCUCUGCCACAGUAUCAGUACAAUGGUUACCAGCCACAAACACACUCACAGCCAGCAGCGGGUCUCAACUCUGAAAUUCCCCGCUGUGAAAACCCCGUCGUCUCAUCACUGGAGUCUCACUAAAGACUGUCUCACUGCCACAUACUGUCGACCUCAGCUCCAGAGCCACAAGCCCUGAUUAAUCUGCAGCUGGGAUGGAUUUCUCAUGCAGAUUAUCACCUCACUCUCUUGAAUGCAAAGUGUCACAAAAUAUAUUCCAUGACGUGUUAUUAAGCAGAUGCUUUUAUCCAAAGCGACUUGCAUACUCUUCAACUUUGCAGUCAUGCCUACAGGAGCACAUUGGGGUUAGGUUUCUCGCCCAAGGACACUUCAGCAUGUUGACUGCAGGUGUUGGGAUCGAAACUCUGACCCUCUGAUUUGUAGAUUACCACAUUAAGCCCCACUAAGCCCCUGCUUCCUCUGAUGAUGUAAAGACUGCAGUGUGUAAUUGUUAACCAACUAUUUACUGUACAUGUAUGUGUAUGCAAACAUUCCUCCUUAUUUUAACAAAAAAUGCCAUUUUCUUACAGGCAGCGUCCGACAAACCCCAGCAAAGGCAUCAGAGAUGUUCCCAUACCUCAUUGGCCAUUUAGCAGACAGGUCACUUUUUCAGGUCAUGACUUUUUUAAAUGAGUUGUUCAUGUAGCUAAUCAGAAUCCAGUGUCAAGAAACAAAUCAUUUUGUAGCUAAACAUUACACCAACAUUAUUAUAAGGCUCUAAUAUUAGUAUAACUUAAUACAUGUGGGUUCUUUUUUAUCAAGAUUUGGAUCUGUAUGCUUUUAUUUUAUGCCAUUUCUAGAUCACGUUUUCUUUUUAAAUGUUAUUUACUACAUCUGUAAGUAGAUUGUAUCCCUCUUGUAGACACAGUUGAGGAAUUCUGCUAUGUCAGUUCACUGAUGACGUGUUUGGUCUGAUGCCCUUUUUAGAUUAAACAUAAUCUAUGAAGGUAUCUUACAUUGUAUUCAUUUUUCUUAGCUACUUUCUCACAGUGACUUUAUUCAUGUCACAUACUGUAUCUCUUAACUGAGUCACUUCCAGAUCUGGUUUUGUGUUAAAUCUAACAAUGACACUUUCUAGGCAUCAAGAUUAUGUUUUGAAUGCAGGAGUAGGAGCUGAAUUGAUUACCACAUCACAACAGUAUGUGUUUCACCCUGUUGAAUUUAAAGGUACAUUAUUCGUACCAAUUAGAUUUUAGCAAUCCUCACUCAGAGAAGGUUUUGCUAAUGCAGACAUCUUCUCCUCCCUCUUCGGGUUGGCAUCAAAAUUAUUCCAUUGCCAAAACAAUUAUAAUGUAGGCCUCCCAUAUUUACUCGCAAAUGUUCCUAAAGAUGCCCUAUUAUGCUUUUGGGGGUUUUCCCUCUCCUGUAGUGUGUUGUAGUUUUUGUGCAUGUGUGGUAAAUACUCUGUCAACUCUAAAUCCCAAAGUUUCCCAUAAUAGGGCCCCUUUAAGGGUUGUGGAUGCAUCAAUACCACAGAUUCACUUGAACUUCACAAAAUCCUGUAUACAUACAGUACAUAUUCACGCGUGCACCCACACACAACACAGAAGGCACUGUUUGCUUUUGGAUUGAUUUUGUUUAGUUGAAUCAUAUAGUCUUAAACUGUAGCAUCAGUGCUGUAUAAUAUUGUUGAUGUGUGAAAUGCUAGAAUGUUUGACCUGGUUUUAAUAAUGACUAAUUGAAUUUAAAAUAAGUUUGCUGAUUGUUACUUCCAUCCAUCUUCUUACACGUUGUCUGAAGCUAAUCCCAGCUGACAUGUAUUUUAUUGUGUGUUUUGUGAUUCUUACACAGCUUGGUGAAACAAUAUAUACGUCAUUACUUGAUCAUAUCAAUGUUGGUCUGUCAGUCAUGCUUGCACAGUGGGACUGAAGCCUUGCCUAACAAGAUUAAGUUAAUAAUCAGUGAUGCCAAUGUUUGUGUAGAUUCAAGAGUGUGUUGGUGACAAUCUUGUAGCAGUUCACUGUUUUCAUUAAAAGGCCAGUAUUACCUUUAGAUUAACUCUGGUAACACUACAGCAUUGUCAUAUUUCACUUUUUCAAUAAAAUAUUACCCUCAUAAA
Gymnodraco acuticeps is the source of this 5917-nucleotide messenger RNA. It is a transcript of the gene inpp5l, whose product is annotated as inositol polyphosphate-5-phosphatase L. Gene Ontology annotation, molecular function: inositol-polyphosphate 5-phosphatase activity. Gene Ontology annotation, biological process: phosphatidylinositol dephosphorylation. Lineage: Eukaryota; Metazoa; Chordata; Actinopteri; Perciformes; Bathydraconidae. The record is from RefSeq and is a predicted model, not a curated record.